Molecule: messenger RNA, 990 nt
Organism: Wallemia ichthyophaga EXF-994
Lineage: Eukaryota; Fungi; Basidiomycota; Wallemiomycetes; Wallemiales; Wallemiaceae
Product: Hsp70 nucleotide exchange factor FES1
Exons: 4
Coding region: 1-990 (329 amino acids)
Source: RefSeq, a predicted model, not a curated record
AUGGAACAACUUUUACAAUGGGGAUUACAGCAUUCUGUUAAAAACGAUGGAGAUGCAGAGGAUCUUAAGAAGAUGGCUGAAACUGCUAAGCACGAAUCAGGGCCAGGUCAGAAGUACGAUCCAGCGGUGCUUGAUAAGAUUCUCGGUAAAUCUGAUGCAGAAAUGAUGAAGGAAGCUAUGAUUGUCGCCACUAACGAGGAAGCCACCCUUGAUAACAAGUUAAUUGCACUCGAUAACUUUGAAAUGCUUGUUGAGCAAGUAGACAAUGCAAAGAACAUGAAGAACAUCGGUUUAUGGGAACCCAUUUACUCACUCCUCAAGCACGGUGAGGAUGAAAUUAAAGUUGCAACUGCUGCUUGUACAGGUGCAGCUAUCAACAAUGACUACGAGACUCAAGAUACCUUCUUUGAGAUGGAUCCACUGCCCCUUUUCAUCAGUUACCUCGAAUCAUCCAACAAGACAUUACAGAAUAAAGCACUACUUAACAUUUCGGGUCUUCUCAAACACAACCCCGUCGCUGUACAUAAAUUCACUAGUGUAGGUGGAUGGACAGCACUUGGUAAAGCUUUACAAGACAACAACAAUCUCAACUUACAGCGCAAAGUGACCUUUUUGAUCAAUACGCUGCUGCUUUCGGAUGAUAUUACAAUGAAACCAGUUGCAGCACCAACAAGUACAGCUACUGGUGUUGCUAUACGCCAUGAGAGCCAAUUUCCAGGCGACAGAGCACCACGCACACCAAGCACGGAGGGUAUGGUGAGUGAAGCACUCUACAAGCACAACUUGCUUGAUGCUAUCCUCUCACUGCUUCCACCAAAUCAAUCAACCGAUAGCGAUCUACAAGAAAAGGCAUUGAGGGUCGUCAUAACACUCACGCAGCAAUCAUCAAAGAGAAAAGAGGGUGAAAGAGGAUAUAUGACACCAAGCGUGAAAUCUAGACUGAGGGACUGCUUCAGGAACAUACGCCCAACUUGGAUUAAGUGCUGCUGA